AUUUAUUUGUAAACAAAUUGAUCGGUAACUCCGUCCGUAUCGUGUCGCGGAAUCAAAACUUGUGAUUUUUAUUGUAAUACAAAUUAAAAUUGUAGUUUUAUUUGAAAACGAUAUCCUGUUAGUCAGAAUUUUUAUCAAGAACAAAAAAAAAAAUUGUUUUCAAACUCUGCCUGCGAUGAAUCUCAACUUCCUCCUAACGGAGAUAUCCCUCCAGCUGCUGGAGAACAAAUUCUACGACAUCAACGGCAAAGAAACGGACAAUCUUAAGGAACUGUUCUCGCCACAGCCGUCCCAAGCCGGCAACGGCCACCAGCGCAAGCGACAGCGGCGCAACGAGCUGCUCGAUGCGCUGGGAGUGAAAAACUUGGGCGGAAAUCCGGUGGACACUGACGCGUACAUCGAGGGCCAGUAUCGGGGAUUCAUGGACAAUUUUCGCGCCAAGGUGGAGGCCAUGCCAAAGGGAGAGGAGGUACCGACGGGUAGCCAUCGGCAAACGGCGAAAGCGUUGGCGGAGGUUCGGGAACGGGCGGACCAGGAGUACGUGAAAAUGAUAACCCACUCGAAGAAGAUGAGGGAUAUUUAUUUGGACACGCUGCCGAGUGCGACCGAUAGGGAUCUCGAAGCGACCAAGUACAACGAGGAAGAGCGCAACCUGCUGAUCGCUGAGUACAACAGCUUGCUCCACCUGCUGAAGCGCGUCGUCAGCGACGUCGGCGAGGACCGGGCCCGGUGCGAACGCAUUCUGCGCGUCAUCGAGGGGGUGAAAGAAGCAACCAGGAAACCUUCAUAGACGAGUCAGAUUUAUGCAGGACGUUUGUAUUUCUUAAUUAUUUACAUUUCUUUAUUUGCUUAUCACAGUUUUUACAUUUACAUUUAACAUUAAGCAAAAAAAGUUCGAGUAAUAUAUUGUAUUAACCAAUACUGCCCAUUUUCGCAUAAAUGUCCCAUAUGCAAAAACAGCAAGCUGAGAAAAACGCUAAACAAGUUUGUCCCACACAUAAGGCUACGUGUUAAAUUUUCGCGAACGAACUGGAUUUCCUCCUGAUUUCUAGAACAAAGUACUGGAUGUACUGCAGGCUUUUCUGAAAGAGCACUCGAUUUUGAACUAAACUGCAUAAAAAACUCAAAAGCGAUGAAAAUUCAUAUGGGACAAUUAUGGAAUCAGGGGCGCAUAGGUAAAUUAAAAUGUAAAUAAAAUGAUAACAUAAAAUAAAUAUAACUCCAAGAUAA
Molecule: messenger RNA, 1230 nt
Organism: Culex quinquefasciatus (southern house mosquito)
Lineage: Eukaryota; Metazoa; Arthropoda; Insecta; Diptera; Culicidae
Exons: 3
Coding region: 176-790 (204 amino acids)
Source: RefSeq, a predicted model, not a curated record